AUGUCGUUUGACGAAGAGAAUUUGUCAAUAAACAAGAGGAGAACAACUAAGAGCCCUUUAUCUCCCACAAAGUUAUCACGUUCAAAAUCACAGAUCCCUGAUCUUCAAACUACAAAAUUGGAACAUAUAUUUCAAUUGAAUGCCUGUGACGAAAAUUUACAAAGUAUUAAUAGACAAAUCAAUAAAUCCAAAAAAGUGGUAGUAUUGACUGGUGCAGGGAUCUCAUGUAAUGCGGGUAUUCCUGAUUUUAGAUCGUCCAAUGGUCUCUAUAAUCUAGUGAAAGCAGAACAUCCAAACGUUUCAAUAGGGUCGGGAAAAGAGAUGUUUGAUAUCUCUUUAUUUAGAGAUGAAAUAAAGAUAUCUGUCUGGGCAACCUUCAUGGAAAAAUUAUACUCAAGUUGUAGGUUGGCAAAACCCACUGUAACACAUAAAUUUAUUGCACAUUUAAAGGAAAGAAACAGGCUUUUGAGAUGUUAUACCCAGAAUAUUGACGGAUUAGAAGAAUCCCUUGGUUUAGAGAUGUCUUCAUCAUUUGAAGAAAAUGAAAAGGAAAACUUUACGUUAAGUAGAUGGAGGAGUUUUGACGUCGUACAACUACACGGUGAUUUGAAUUCACUCGCAUGCACACAGUGCUUCCAGACAUUCCCUUGGAGUAGAUACCGGUCAAGAUCAUUUAGAAGAGGUGAACUUCCCAACUGUCCCAGAUGUGAAGAAAAAAUUUUCAAGAGAUCACAGGAAGGGAAAAGAUUAAUCAAUAACUGCGGGAUAUUAAGGCCAAAUAUUGUUCUUUAUGGUGAAAACCAUCCUUCCGGGGAAUUAAUAAGUCAUGGCCUAAAUUCUGAUAUUAUGAGAGGGAAGCCUGAUUUUUUUAUUAUUAUGGGAACAAGUCUCAAAGUUGACGGUGUUAAAAAUGUUGUCAAACAAAUAAGUAAAGAAGUCCAUGAACGAGGCGGUAUAGUCAUUUUAAUAAAUAAAACUAGCGUAGGGGAUUCAAUGUGGCAUGGAAUCAUUGAUUAUCAAAUAUGGCAAGAUUGUGAUGAUUGGGUAACUUACUUACAAGGUGAGCUUCCCGAUUUUUUCAAGUCUCAGAAAGAGAUUGAGAAGAUGAAAAAGCUGAAACGAGAAGCAAGUGACCUAAAGAAGAAAAAGCUCGAGGAAAAAAGGAACAAAGAAGUAUCUAGUUUGACAACUCCACCAACUACGCCUAUAGGUAGUGGGAAAAAUGACGAAAAGAUAGCAAAUGAUAGUUCUAGUGAUGUGACCUCAUUGAAUAAAGUAAAAAGAAAAUUAAUACCACCAAAACAGAAUAAAAUUCAGAAGCAAAAGAAACAGACAAAAGAUGCAAGAUGUCCUCCCAAGAUUGAAGAAUUUUGCUCAAAAGAUGAGAAGAAUCUUGCAUUAACAGAACAUAUUUUGGUAAAGAUCGAUUGA
Kazachstania africana CBS 2517 is the source of this 1431-nucleotide messenger RNA. RefSeq names its product NAD-dependent histone deacetylase HST3 (gene HST3). Gene Ontology annotation, molecular function: NAD+ binding. The coding region runs from base 1 to 1431 and encodes 476 amino acids. The record is from RefSeq and is a predicted model, not a curated record. The transcript has a single exon. Lineage: Eukaryota; Fungi; Ascomycota; Saccharomycetes; Saccharomycetales; Saccharomycetaceae.